This is a messenger RNA of Lutzomyia longipalpis, 8061 nucleotides long. Its product is annotated as calnexin-like. NCBI's taxonomy places the organism in Eukaryota, Metazoa, Arthropoda, Insecta, Diptera, Psychodidae. The transcript has 6 exons. Gene Ontology annotation, biological process: protein folding. Bases 188 to 1762 code for a protein of 524 amino acids. The record is from RefSeq and is a predicted model, not a curated record. Gene Ontology annotation, cellular component: endoplasmic reticulum membrane; endoplasmic reticulum. Gene Ontology annotation, molecular function: calcium ion binding.
AUUGUUCGACAUCUUUCAGUUUGAGUUUUGUUGUUGCGUGAAUUUGUGGAAUUUUUGUCUGCCGGUAAUUUCUCCCAAUUACACGUCUCCACGUACCAAAUAGAUAAAUAGUCUGCUCAACCAAGUGGCCUUCUGACUUCCGGUGCAGCUGAGACGCGAAAAAGAGGCGAACGGACUUCCGGACACAAUGCGGCGUGCCGUGGUGGCUUUCCUGCUCUUGGGCAUUAUCCUUGUCUCCGGGCAGGGGACAGAUGAUGCCUUCGAUGACGAUGUGGUUGUUUCCACGGAAGAAGAUAGCCCCGAUCAGGUUGCUGAAGAUGAGAGCAUCCUGUAUGAAUCUCCAAAGGCAACUCCGGGGAAAUUCUACUUUGCCGAGCACUUUGACAAUUUGGAUGCUUUCGGGAAGCAGUGGAUCAAGUCUCAGGCAAAGAAAGAUGAUACAGCGGAGGAGAUUGCAAAAUACGAUGGUGUUUGGGAAGUUGAAGCACCACAACGGCCAAUUUUGAAGCAAGAUUUGGGUUUGGUGCUCAAAUCAAAGGUGAAACAUGCCGCAAUUGCUGCUCGUCUCACGAAACCCUUUGUGUUCAAGGAUAAACCACUCGUUGUGCAGUAUGAGGUGACAAUGCAGGAAGGGCAGGAAUGUGGGGGUGCCUACAUAAAGCUCCUUUCUGCCGGGAAGGAGACCAACGAUCUCUCACAGUUCCGAGACAAGACACCCUAUACGAUUAUGUUUGGCCCAGACAAAUGUGGCAAUGACAUCAAGCUUCACUUCAUAUUCAGACACGUUAAUCCACUUAAUGGUAGCAUCACGGAGAAGCACUGCCGCAAGUCAAAGGAUCGCAUUGAGGAGCCAUUUAGAGAUAAGCAGCCACACUUGUACCAAUUGAUUGUACGUCCGGAUAAUACAUUUGAAAUUCGCGUUGAUCACAAUAUUGUCAAUGAGGGCUCCCUGUUGACGGACUUUACACCCCCGGUGAAUCCUCCGCGUGAAAUUGAUGACCCCACGGAUAUUAAGCCCUCAGAUUGGGAUGAGCGUGAGAAGAUCCCGGAUCCGGAUACACAGAAACCCGAUGAUUGGGAUGAGGAAGCCCCCCCGCAGAUACCCGAUGCGAGUGCUUCAAAACCCGAUGGGUGGCUCGAUGAUGAGGAUGAGAUGAUACCCGAUCCCAAUGCCGUGAAACCCGAUGAUUGGGAUACGGAUAUGGAUGGGGAAUGGGAGGCACCUCUUGUUGCCAAUCCCGUGUGUGAGAAGGCGGUUGGGUGUGGGGUGUGGAAGGCACCGUUAAUUUCAAAUCCCAAUUACAAAGGAAAAUGGCGAGCACCGUUGAUUGACAAUCCGAAUUAUCAGGGAAAAUGGGCACCGAAAAAAAUUCCCAAUCCCGACUUCUUUGAGGACCUCAAUCCAUUCAGGAUGACCACAAUAGCAGCCGUGGGUAUUGAACUGUGGUCCAUGUCUAGUGACAUCCUAUUUGACAACAUCAUCAUCACGGAUGACACUGUGGCAGCGGACCAAUGGGCAGCACAGACGUAUGAUCUGAAGAGGAAGCAAAUUGACCGAGAGGCGGAUACACUGUGGGAUCGUGCAAUGAAGUCGAUGAAUUACAAACCAGGAUGGUGGAUUAUGUACUUCAUAUACUGCCUAAUACCAAUUUCCAUUUACGGAUGGUACCUCUGUCGUCGGUACCAUUCAGCAAGUUCAGAGGUAUUUUUCUCCAUUUGCAAUGACAUAGUUCUUUCUAUGCUUUGCCACCCCGUGCGUUGAAUUACUUUCUAGCUCGAAAAAAAUUGUGCUAGAUGCUAUUCAAAGUAAGACAAGAAGGGAUGCUCGUAGUAUAGGUAUUCACUGUAGAACAGAAUGGUAAAGAAUAUUGUUAAAAGCUUUCUUAUUCUCCUGUCGAUUUGAUACCUCAUUGUGUAUAAUUCCACCAUCACAGUGUUAUGCGUUGAAACAGCAGAAUCGUUAGUAAAAUAGCCUAAUUUUAAGCCGCAAAGUGAAAAAAAUGUUUAAAGUUAUUUUAAAAAUGUUUCAUGAUGAACAUUUCAUUAAUCAUUUGUUGAAGAAUAAAAUAAAACAUUUUUAUGCGAUCUAGCGACGUUUUGAUUUUACUUUCUUCUUAUGAUUCUGUUAAAUUUUCCGAAAUAAUUCGAAAUAUGAAUAAAUUAUCUUCAAGAAAAUAUCUUUGACAGACUUUCUGAUAAAAACUAAGCCUGAAGAAUGAGAAUAAGUUUGUCGAAACAUCGCUAGAAAUCAUUCUAAGGAUGCCUUUUAACUUUAAAUAUAUUUAAUCAACUUCUUCAACAUAGAGAGGAUGUGUAGGACGGUAUAUUUUCUCAAGAACGUUAGUCAAAAAUCAGUGGAUAAUUUUAAACAAAUUCUUACAAUUUUGAUAAGAGCUUUUGACGCUUUAGGAGAGCUCUUAGAAAUGUUGCAAGCUCUGAUCAAAAUUAUAAGGAUUACCUUGAACUGUAAAUCAUUGAUCCUUGGCUAAUUCUCCCAAAAGGAUAUAGCGUUCUACACAAUCCUUCCUACAAAAUCUGGCGAUUCUCAACCAGGAUUCUUAAACGGUCAGCAGUCGUUAAAUUAAAAAAAAGACCUAAUUUUUUACAUAGAGAGUCAAUUAAUAAAAUAAGUUAUUUUUUGUCUUAUCCUAAUUAAAAAAAAAUCAUACGACAUUUUAGAGAAGCUUUAACACUUUCCUCAAAAGAAUAUAUUGUGAAAUUAUUCUCUCUUUCUCUAGAUUAAUUGAGCAGGAGACCGCGUGCAAUCACAGGAUAAUUUUUUUUUCAAUUGAAUAAUCUGUCAGGUAUUCUGGUUAAAAUUUUUGUAUUUUAGCCCUUAAUUAAAUAAGCCUUAAAUACAAAAUUUUAACCAUAAAAUUUGACUGAAAAUCGUUGGGUGAUUUUUGGAAUCGUUUUACAUUUAUCUGACUGAAAAUCUGGUUAAAAAAAUCUUUUUCUCGAUAAUUUCAUACCUGAGGAUGGAGAUAAAUAUCUCCGAAACGUCGUAAAACAGAAAGAAGAUAAAUUGAAGUUUUAUUCAAUUUUCUAAAAGAAUGAAUUGAAAAAUAAAACUUGAAAAUUUUGAGUAAAUUCUGAUAAAAAUCUUUUCUUUUCUUUUCUAAAACCUUAAAACCUGCUGUAAGAUUUUGACAGAUAGAGUUUUCAAAUCGUUCUGUCGUCAUUCUAUAAAAGAAAACCAAAAAAUUAAUUGUUCUAGAAAAUAAUAAUAAUAAUAAUAAUAAUAAUAAUUUUAUUUCAAACACAAUAUAGGGUCAUGCCCUCUCACAUGUGCGUGGCAGGUGGGAAAAAAAAAAGAUUAAAGAGAGAAAAAAAAAAUUAUACAAAAAAAAAAGUUUUACAGAGAAAUUUAAAAAGAAAAUAGAAAAGAGAAAAAUAAAGAAAAAAAAAGACAAAACAUCAGUGCCCAGACUGAAAGUGCCUUUUUAGUGCGUUCAUGGAACGGCGGCAGUCACGCGGUAGCGCAUUGUAGAGGGAGACGCCCUUUACAAAGAGCGUCCGAUAAAAGCAUUCAAACUCAGCCCUCGGCACCAAGUAUCCCUGAACCCUGGCAGAACCCCCCCUUGUCAAAAGAGAGGACAGGUAUUCUGGGGUUUCGGUUUCAAUUAGGCGAUGCAAGAAAAUCAGGGCACGCAUCUGGAGGUACGAUUCAAGAUCGCAGCCUGCAAACGCGUCCCUGAAAGGUGAAAUGUGAUCGCGAGGUCCAAGUCCGUGAAUGUACCUGACACAAUUAUUAAAUGCUACUGUUAAACGACGGAUUGUGUCACGAUCCGCGUUAAAGAAGAGCUCUGCUCCAUAGCGAAAGAAUGGCAGAAGUAGCGCUCGUGCAAGAAGCAGGCGAGUGUCAGUAGGAGUGAUGUUCCGGUAGCGUCUUAGGGUAUAUAAGGAAUAGUUGACCUUUCGGCAAAGGGCAGUUGCAUGAUCAGACCAGGUCAAAGUCGAAUUAAAGACGAUUCCCAGGUUUUUAACCUGAUCAGCAACAGGAAUAAUUUCUCCGUAAAGGAGUAGAGGUAAUGAAGUGAAAUUUGCAGAUUUCUUAGAGAAAAUUAUUGCCUGCGACUUCUUGGGAUUGAGAAUCAACCCAUUUGAAGAAGACCAGUGCUCAACUCUUUGGAGGUUUUCAUUCAUUAUUUGGAAGGCAGAGUGGGAGUCGAGUGUAGAUCCCUCAGUAUAGAUUUGCAGAUCGUCUGCAUAAAGGUGGUAGGAACAGUUGCGCAGGACAGAAGGAAGAUCAUUAAUAAAUAAAGAAAAUAGUAAGGGACCGAGAAUGGAACCCUGACCUAUGCCUUUAGUCAGUGAACCAGGAGGAGAUAAUUCAUCUCCAUAUCUUACAAUUUGAGAACGCCCGCUGAAGUAAGAGCGGAUUAGUGAAAUGGCAUUUGAGGAAAAUUUGAAGAGUUUAAACAGUUUAAAACAAAUAAGAUCAUGCGGCAAACUAUCAAAAGCUUUCGUGAAAUCUAGCAACACUAAAACCACGAAGUGGUUGCGAUCGAUAGCUGACGCAAUGUCAUGAUUUACCUUAAGUAGUGCAGAAGUGGUUCCGUGGCCAGCACGAAAACCAGACUGGAAGUCACAAAGUAGCCUGUUGCUAUUGAGAUAGAGGGUCAUCUGCUCAUGGAGCAGAAAUUCGAAAGCUUUAGAAAGAACAGGGAGAAGGCUGAUAGGCCGAAAAUCAGAAGGUGCAACAGGAUUAGAAAUUUUUGGUAUAGGUACAACCAAGGCAGACUUCCAGAUUUCAGGAAAAGUCGACGUAGUAAUAAUAUGAUUAAAUACAUCAGUGAGCACUGGUAAUAUUACCGGGAGAAGAAUUUUAAUGAAAGUAAGGGAGACGCCAUCACUCCCCACUGCAUCAGACCUGACACGGGAAAUAGCGUAAGCUGCAUUAACUUGAGAAACACAGCGGAAGCUAAAACCCUCCCAGGGAAUGGAUGGAAGAUUGGGGCAUUCAACCACACCUCCGUGUGAAGCGGAACAGAAGAAGGUGUUAAGAACACCUGCGGAGAUAGUGGGAGUAGUAGAGGCACUAAUAGAAGGGCGCAGGCCCAAUUUCUUUAUAUUGCCCCAUAGUUUCUUAGCUGGUAGUUUAGCAUCAAGAUUUUUAUUUAAAUGCUUUUUCUUGGCUUUAUUCUUUAACGCACACACUCGAUUUCUCAAUCGGCAAUAACGUUGACGAUGUGAAGGAAGACCAGAUCGCUUCCACUUUUUCCAAGCAGCGUCGCGGCGUUUAGCCAUCGAGACAAUGGAUGAAUUAAUCCAUGGAGUAGAGAGAGGUGGGAUAAGCACCCGCUUCUUGGGGACCACACUCUCAAAAAUUAAAUUCAAUUUGUCAGUUAGAAGAGAGGUUUUUUUAGAAGCACAAGGUUCUAGAUAAAGAGGACUCCAGUCCAUGGAGAAAGAAUAAGACAGUGCUUCAUUCUUGUCACAGUUUUUAAUAUCUGCAACAAUUCGGUAUUUAGCUUUAGGCCGGGGGAGCCGAAAGUUAUACGAAGCGAAGAUUAGAUCAUGAUCAGAAAUGCUAGGUAGAGGAAUCUGACCAAAAUGCAAGAGUUUUUGCUCAUCACUGCAAGGAAUGAUCAUAAGAUCCAAAAGAGAAUCCACGCGAGUUGGAUUAAAUUUCACGUGGAGCAGUGAAAGGGAGGACAGAAGUCCAAGAAAACGAGCGCUGAUGCUAGAGUUACUUACAAGAUUUAUGUUGAAGUCACCCAUGAUUAUAAGAUUAUCAUAGGAAAGGGCACAGUCAAGCAGUCGUUCAAUGCUUUCUAGAUUUCUUACAGGAGGAGGUAGAUAUGAGCAAAAGACAGUACUGCUGACACCAUUAGCCGCAAAAGAAAUGCCAAUGUACUCUAAAGCAUCAAAUUUGCCGGAGCAAAGCAAUGAACAUUUUAGGGAAUCACGAACAUAGAUCCCCACGCCACCACCUCUACGACCCUCACGGUCGCACCUAAAUAAUUGGAAUCCCCGAACACCCACGGCCUCCGCCGAGUCGGAGGAGUCCAGCCAAGUCUCAGAGACACAUAGGAUAGAAAGAGCUGAGUCAAAAAGAAGUAGGCGAAUUUCAUCAAUGUGCCGCCGAACGCUACGGGCAUUCAUAUGUGCAAUAAUAAGAGAAAAACGUGAAUCAGUAGUAAGUUGUUUGAAAGAAAUUAUGGUUUGAUCAGAAAUUUUAGAAUCUUGUAAAUUUUCAAUCUGGGCUGAUGUGGAUGAGAAUAAGUCUGCAUCCCCAAAAUUUAUUUUAAGAUAAUCAUGAAAGUUAAAGCUAGAAUUAAUGCCACUAUUGAGGGAUGACCCGCAGAAUAGCGAGUGAUGAAGAAGUCCAGGGUCAGGCAGGUCGUCAUCUUGGGAAGCAACCAAUGGGAUCACGGAGUACUCACCGGACAUCCUGCCCGUCGCCAUCUUUGGAGACAACAUCUUCUCCUUGCUCAUCCGGGACUCCAGACCCACCAGCGGGCGCGACUCCAGCGGCACCAUCAUUCUCCCUAGGCUGGGCAGAAGUUCCGGGGACCGCAGGCGCUGUCUUUCGUCUCGGACGAAAAAGAAACUCCUUCACCAGGAUGCCAGAAUCCCAGAAAUCAGGUUGAAGCGCCUCGUCGAACUCUUCGGGCAAGAGCUCAACGCGAAAGGAUCCAAUACGACGCGUGGAGUCCUCCGGAGGGAUGAGAUUCACACAUCGAGGACGACGCCCUGAGGAAAGGGUACCCUCGAGACGAUUGCAUAAUUGAUCAGCGGUAACACUUCUCGCCAAUCGAGUCACGAAGAGCCAUCGAUAUGAGGGCACAGUUGGUAGAGCAUUCUCAGGUUUAGCGCGCCCCACCACAACCGGACGGCGCACAGGACGUCCCGCCUCACGCUCCGGACGUACGUAGUCCCUCACGGCACGCGCAGGGUGAUUUUUUCCACCAACAUCCAGAUUGGGAUUUUCCGAGGGCCCCUGAGGCACGCCAGCAUCCGGCCUUGGAAGGGCACAACGAGCAUUUCCAGGUAAAGACUUCUCCGCAGAGGCAUCAAAAAGAUCGCGGCCUCCAACAGGCCAAAAGAGAGAUCUUCCGGGCAUUGAGUUGCGAGGCGAGGAAUGAAAUGGCACAGAAUUCUUGGACUCCAAAGCAGAAACCCUUGCUGUGAGGGCUCUAAUCAGACUGUGCAGGGCCUCGUUUUCCGUCUCCAAGCACCCACACCUGGUUCUAAGGAUCUCAAUUUCCUUCUGAAAAUCCACAGGUGCUGUAGCUCCAGCAGUUCCUGUAGCGUUCAUCACGCGCGUCGCAUCGCAAACUCCACCGUCGCGGGCGACGCAAUCAGCACACACCCAAUCGAAAGUGCCACUUUCAUGAUCCCUAAUCCUCUCAUUUGAAAGCGGAGGAUCGAUGCAGGCACCGUGAAACCAGCGGUCACAUCCUCCUCCACACUUUAUCCCAGGAAAGAAUUUCAUAGAAAUUCUCUUCUUGCACAUCUCGCAUGCCCCGGGCGAUGCCCGCGUGGGGAUCAUAUUGAGGCCGCGUUGAACUAUGGCACGGCACUGUACUCCUCAGCCAAGCAAUCGACGAGAGAGCGUAUGAAGAAUCCCCGCGAGUAAAAGCGAGAUGAAUAUAGCGACAGCAGUGGUGACGUCACUCAAGAUAUGACUGGCGAUUCUUAAAGCACGAGGUACCGCAAUUUUCAAGAAAUCCUAUGCUCCAGAGCACUUGAGCAUAAAAUCCACACCACAAUAAUGACACACGUUGUUCAAUGGUCACUACUGAUAAACUAUAGUAGGGGUAGAAUCCCCGAAACUAUCGAUAAUUCGAUAAAAUAAGGCACAGAGAAAAUAAACAGUCAAAAGUAGAUGACAGCUCUCUCUCAAAUUCAGUCAGAAAGAACUUUAAAGAGCCCUGAAAAGGUUAUUUUCUUUCAGAAACCAGUUUAAAGAAAGAAAUAAAAUGUCAAAAUCUAAUAAUUUUUUUUCCAAAAUACUAAAAAUCUCUUAACUGACGAAUUGUAAGGAAAGAAAAGAAAAGAUUUGUAUCAGAAUUUACCCCUUCAUAAAUAAAUUUUCUUAUAGCUUUACGUUAA